GAGAGAGAGAGAGAGUGAGACACGGAUCCGUCAUGAACAUCAGAUGGGCCUUCGACCGCCCCAGUGAUGAACAACUAUCCUGUCAGUCCAUCCCGGGCCGUCCCCGACUUAAGACGAGACCCUGGAGACAGCUUAAUUCAGCAGUGUGAUUAAUUAAAACGGGGCCCAUAAUGGAAGGCACGCACAGCGUACUGCGUCUGUACAAACCCGUCCAGGAGCGCUGCUUCAUCAGUGUGUAUUUCCCAAAAAGAAAGUCCCGAGGUUUCCCACGCGCUGGCCAAACCCUCGGUGAAGUCCAGCCUCUGUGCAGAAGUCAGCAUGAACAAAGAGGACAGUAUUGCAGACCAGCGGAGGACAACAGAGGAGUGUUCACGCAGCUCCUGCUGUCUUUAUGCAGCGACUGCGCACACCGGCUGAGGAUGGGGAACCAGGACGGCAAGCUGGAGGGAUACGGAGAACAUCUGGAACAUGAAAAUAAAAGAGCGUCUUCAAGAGUGCGUAAGCAGAAGAAACUGAGCUCCAAGAAAGCGAACAUCACUGAAGAAGCCAACACAACGAAGAAGAAGACGACACAGAAGGAAACAACACCUCCGUUUCCCUCCAAAUCUGCAGAGUACGUCAGCACUCCAGCAUCCUACAGCAGGCAGCCUCUACUCCCCAUGAAGGAGCACUUCCACAUCGCACAUGACGGAUGGGAUGUGAUGGAGGAGCCUCGCUCAUUCGACAUGGAGCUAUCAGAACUAGAAAACCUCUAUCCGGAGUAUAAGAAACCACAGGGAAACACACACACACACGGGAGGAUACAGAUCACCAAUAAUACACAUCAGACUGACGGAAACAGAUCUAGUGUUCACUUAGGAGGUUUUCAAGAUGAUCAGAUAAACCGGAGAGAUCUUAAAUACUCAAACGUGACUCCCCAGAAACCUCUUUUUAGGGAGCCUAUAACAUGUGCCGGAUUAGAUGCAGAUGAGACAGAAAUCAAGCACUGUUCUCAGAUGACUGAUGAAGAACAUUGUGAAGUAGCUCCUAAUAAUAAAAGGUUAAACGGUCGCUCCUGGACCAGAAGCCCAACAUCUAGCUCUCUGUCUAGUGUCUUCAACGUGUCCUAUCCGCAGACUAACACUCUGCAAAGCAUGUCGCCUUUAUCGUCUCAACUACCGAGUCCGCAAAUGAACCACCGUAUUGUGAUGCUGCCCGAGGAUGAUGAUGAUGAUGAUGGAAAUAGACGCUGCUGUUCUGGAGUUCAGCCGAAGCUCAGCUCUGAGGUCAUUGAUAAAAACGGGAAUCGCAGGACUGUGACGCGGCUGGAGCUCAAGCUGAGCGGGAGUUUAGCUGUAAAUGGAGCCAGCACAUCCUCAGAAAACUCUCUGCUGCGGCCGGAGGACAUCUGGAUGCUGGAUGGGGAGGACUCCAUUACCCAGGAGCCUUUGUGUCGUCCCAGCAGGCCUGAUCACCUGGACUUCCUGAGGAUCACUCCACCCGAGGAUGACAUCAUCGGAGACACUCCGUAUUAUCCCAAACUCGGCAUAACGUCUGAAGUCACGUCUCCAUCCGAUGGCGAAGACCGAACGCCUGGACGUCUGCAGGCCAUCUGGCCUCCACCGAAAGAGGCCGCCGAGGAGAAGGUGGGACUGCGUUAUACUGAAGCAGAGCAUCAGGCCGCACUCCUUCAGCUGAAGAGAGAGAGUAAAGAGGAGGUGGAGAAACUGCAGGCAGAUUUCGAGCUGCGGAUCUUCCAGGUGCGAGGGGAGCAUGCGGAGACCGUGUCCCGCCUGGAAAGCAUCAUCAGCGGGAUGCAGCAGCAGCAGGUGCAGCACCCGGUGCAGGAGCACGGCAAGCUGCAGGAGGUGUGUGUGUCUACUGAAGACGACCUGCCGCCCAGAAGCUUCCGCAAUGUGUGUGUUCAGACCGACCGCGAGACCUUCAUCAAAACCCCUGAGGGGGACGAGCCCAGACCAGCUCUGAGCUCCAGCUCCAGCCUGCCCAAAAAACUCAAUCUGGACUCUAUCAGCAUGAGUCUGGGUGUAGCUCCGCCCACUCCACCUCCUCUCCCUGGUAGCUCCGCCCCUCCUCCGCCUCCUUUACCUGGGGUUGCACAUGCUCCGCCCCCACCUCCACCCCUUCCCGGAGCUCCACCUCCUCCACCUCUUCCUGGUAGCUCUGUCCCACCUCCUCCACCUUUACCUGGGGUUGUACAUGCUCCGCCCCCACCUCCACCUCUUCCCGGAGCUCCGCCUCCUCCUCCGCCCCCACCGGGUCUUCCCGGGGCUCCGCCUCCUCCACCCCUACCUGGUUUUCCAGGAGCUCCGCCUCCUCCUCCACCCCCACCGGGCCUACCAGGAGCUCCGCCCCCUCCUCCAGGACUCCCAGGAGCUCCACCCCCUCCACCUCCUGCUUUCGGUGGUUUUGGAUUCGGACAGGUGGCAGAGAAAGCUCCUCGUAAACCCGCUGUGGAGCCAGCCUGUCCCAUGAAGCCGCUCUACUGGAGCCGCAUUCAGAUUCAGGACAACAAUAAUAACACACUCUGGAGUUCACUGGAAGAGCCUGAUAUCAUAAACACCACAGAGUUUGAGGAGCUGUUCUCCAAAGCAAACCUACAGGCCAAGAAAAAGCCGCUGUCAGACACGUACGAGAAGAAAAACAAAGCCAAAAAGAUCAUCAAGCUCCUGGAUGGGAAGCGUUCACAGGCUGUGGGAAUAUUAAUAUCCAGCCUCCACCUGGAGAUGAAGGACAUUCAGCAGGCUGUUCUGACGGUGGAUCAUUCGGUUGUGGAUCUGGAGACCAUUGAAGCUUUAUAUGAAAACAGAGCUCAGCCUGACGAACUGGAGAAGAUCAAGAAACAUUACGAGUCGUCUAAAGAAGAUGAGCUGAAACUGCUGGAUAAACCUGAACAAUUCCUGUAUGAACUGUCACAGAUCCCGGAUUUCGCCGGUCGCUCUCACUGCAUCAUAUUCCAGUCUGUGUUUGUGGACUCCAUUUCUUCUGUCCGUCGUAAGGUGGAGAUCAUCUCCACUGUCUGCAAGGUUUUUCUUGAUAAUGACAGUGUGAGGGACGUGAUCGGUGUAAUUCUGGCCUUCGGGAACUACAUGAAUGGUGGAAAUCGAACCCGUGGACAGGCGGAUGGAUUUGGACUGGAGAUUCUGCCUAAAUUAAAAGACGUCAAGAGCAGGGACAAUCGUAUGAGUCUGGUGGAUUAUGUGGUUUCAUACUACCUGCGAAACAUGGACGAGAACGCAGGCACAGAUAAGAGUGUUUUCCCGCUGCCUGAACCUCAGGAUCUCUUCCACGCCGCGCAGGUCAAGUUUGAAGAUCUGGCAAAAGACCUUCGCAAGUUAAAGAAAGAGCUGACAGCGUGUGUGAAGGAGGUUCAGCAGGUGUGUGAAAACUCCUCUGAUGAACAUCUACAGCCCUUCAAAGACAAGAUGGAGACCUUCAUCAGCGCCGCUCAGUCUGAAUACACUUCUGAAGAUGAGCGUCUUGAAGCAGCUCAGAAAAGUUUCCAGCAGAUGGUGACUUACUUUGGGCUCAAACCCAAGUCUGGAGAGAAGGAGGUUUCUCCGAACUACAUCUUCAUGCUGUGGUACGAGUUCUGCAGUGAUUUCAAGAACACGUGGAACCGAGAGAGUAAAAACAUCUCCAAAGAGAGGCUAAAAGAAGCUCAGCAAACCGUCCAAAAAAUCACAGCGGAGAAGAAAGUGGAGACAAAGAAGAUCAACGCAAACAGCCUAAAAGAGCGACUGCGAAAGAAAGAAGCAGGAGUUUCAUCCAGCUGAGAUGUUGGAGAGAAAGGACAGAAAACACGGAGGAUCCUCUCACGAGCGCUUUCAUCAGAAACACACGGAGGGAGCGUCUGUCAGUGUUUGUGUUCAGACUGAGCACAGAUCAGUCUCCGGGUGUGAAAACAGCAUCAGACGGCAGGUAACGCUCACAGCACAGCCAGAAAACACCUUCAGUAGCAGAGAACGUCUUAUUAAAGCUGUUUUAAAGGCUCGUUAGGACACAUCCGUAUCUAAUCAGCAGUGCCUCAUACUCAUCAAACAUGGCCUAUGAUAAACCCCGCCCACAUCAACAAACACUACACUCGUUUAUAGUCAAGACUAUUGCUUUUGAACCAUCCUAAAGUCUGUAUAUUAGGGUAUUUUAUGAUAACAGUUCAUUAAUGAAUGCUCCAGCAUACUGUAGUAAUAACUAAAGAGAACCGAUGAACUGUAAUAAAUACUGUAGUAUACUUUAGUUUUUACUACAGUAAACUGUGCUGUAUUGUAGUAUAAUACCCUAUAGUAAAAAAUACAGCAUUGGCCAUUUAUUUCUAUUAUUGUAGUUGUCCUGUUACCAUAGCAACUGUGGACUCACCACAACAGAUCAAUUACUGUAGUUGUUGUGUUGCCAUAGCAACUGUAAAAUCUCAACAACAGAUCAGUUACUAUAGUACUUGUGUUGCCAUAGAAACUGUAGAAUCACCACAACAAAUCAGUUACUAUAGUUGUUACCAUAGCAACUGUGGAAUCACCACAGCAGAUCAGUUACUAAAAUUGUUGUGUUGCCAUAGAAAUUGUAGAAUCACCACAACAGAUCAAUUACUAUAGAAGUUGUGUUACUAUAGCAACUGUAGAAUCAGCACAACAGAUCAAUUACUAUAGUUGUUAUGUUACUAUAGCAACUGUAGAAUCUCCACAAAAGAUCAGUUACUGUAGUUGUUGUGUUACCAUAGCAACUGUAGAAUCACCACAACAAAUCAAUUACUAUAGUUGUUGUGUUACUAUAGCAACUGUAGAAUCACCACAACAGAUCUGUUUCUAUAGUUGUUGUGUUGUCAUAUGAACUGUAGAAUCACCACAACAGAUCUGUUAUUGUAGUUGUUGUGUUACUAUAGCAACUGUAGAAUCACCACAACAGAUCUGUUUCUAUAGUUGUUGUGUUGUCAUAGGAACUGUAGAAUCACCACAACAGAUCUGUUAUUGUAGUUGUUGUGUUACUAUAGCAACUGUAGAAUCACCACAACAGAUCUGUUUCUAUUGUUGUUGUGUUACUAUAGCAACUGUAGAAUCUCCACAACAGAUCUGUUACUGUAGUUGUUGUGUUACCAUAGAAACCACAGGAUCACCACAACUGAUUCAUUCAAGGACUUAACUAUAGUAUGGUUCAGAUGCACUGCAGUGUCCACUAUAAAUGACUCUAGUAUUUCUGAUUUGGGUGGUUUUCUUAAACUGUGUUUGUACUUGAACAGGAUUCCUCUUUUUUCUGUUUUGUGGCUUCACUUAUUCCCUUUUGCCAAAAUGCUUAAUGAUUUGUGACGCACUUUUACACUCACUAUGCAAAUAUCCUGAAGAAUCUAUAAGGUAUAAAUGAUAUCCAGCCAUGUGUUAUGAGGAGGAAUGAUCCUAUUAUUGAGUGUUUGAUGACAUUUGUGUGUGUAAAUGAGUCAAUGACUUUCCCUAUUUAUUCACAGAAUGAAGAUCAUGUUAAAACAUGAUGUUGUUUCCCUGGGAAAAAUAUGUUUCAAAUAAUUGAAUGAGCAAAUGUGUUGAAAGCUCAGCAUACGUGGUGUUUUUAAAAUGUUCAGCACCUCAGAACUCCUGAUACAUUGCUGAUAUUUUUAUAUUAGGCCCAACCGUGAUGUUUGUUUUAAACCUAUUAGGUGCAAUAAACGUUUAUGAACGUCAGCCUCUGUGAAAGAGUUACAAAACUCAAAGGAAAUGUGUCUUCUGAUUUAUUGCAUACUCAUAUUAUUUUAUUAUUAAAAAUAUUGACAUUUUAAA
This is a messenger RNA of Danio aesculapii, 5759 nucleotides long. RefSeq names its product formin-1. Gene Ontology annotation, biological process: actin nucleation. Gene Ontology annotation, cellular component: cytoplasm; endoplasmic reticulum membrane; nucleus. Gene Ontology annotation, molecular function: microtubule binding. Bases 171 to 3773 code for a protein of 1200 amino acids. NCBI's taxonomy places the organism in Eukaryota, Metazoa, Chordata, Actinopteri, Cypriniformes, Danionidae. The transcript is spliced from 21 exons. The record is from RefSeq and is a predicted model, not a curated record.